This is a messenger RNA of Vitis riparia (riverbank grape), 3034 nucleotides long. Its product is annotated as eukaryotic translation initiation factor. Gene Ontology annotation, molecular function: protein binding; mRNA binding; translation initiation factor activity. The transcript is spliced from 9 exons. Bases 208 to 2589 code for a protein of 793 amino acids. The record is from RefSeq and is a predicted model, not a curated record. Gene Ontology annotation, cellular component: eukaryotic translation initiation factor 4F complex. NCBI's taxonomy places the organism in Eukaryota, Viridiplantae, Streptophyta, Magnoliopsida, Vitales, Vitaceae.
CACAUCUCUUUGCUCUUCGGCAGAAGAGAGAAAGGAGUAACUCCCAAUCUGCUCUUUCUCUCUCUAGAAAAAACCAAACAUAGCAUCUCGUUUCUCUCUCUCGAAAUUCCAUUCUUAGAUUUAGCGAUUAUCUAAUCGUUGAUUCUGUUUCUCCGGUGAUCGGUGCGGGGGGCGAUAGGCUGAAAAUAGAUACUGCGAGAUCGAGGUAUGCAGGCUGAUCAGACGGUGUUGAGCUUGAGACCUGGUGGUGGCGGCGGCGGCGGCGGAGCCAAUCGAGGAAGCAGAUUCCUUGGUCCUCGGUUCGAUUCGUCUUCUUCUUCGCCUUUUGGUUCAUCCUCUGAUCUUCCUGUUCUGCGUCCUCAUGGCGGUGCUCCUUCCUCUUUCUCUAUAAAGGCUGGGGAUAGUCGGUUUGAGGGUCGUGAGCGUGUGCGGUUCACCCGAGACAAACUGUUGCAACUUAGGGAGGUUGUUGAUGUCCCUGAGGAUAUAUUGAAAAUCAAACAAGAGAUAGAAGCUGAAUUAUUUGGUGAAGAUCAAAAUUGGGGUCGGGGAGAAAGCAAUCUGCCAAAUCAAUCUCAGAGUCGUUAUUCUGAGCCAGAUAAUCGUGACUGGCGUGGCCGGUCUGCACAGCUUCCUGCCUCUGGAGAGGAGAGGUCAUGGUUUGACUCUAGACAGCAGGAAGCAAACCAAUUUAAUCGUCAAGACCAACUAAACUCCCAGUUUGCAAAGGCUCAAAUAUCUUCUGUCCAAGGGGGACCUGCUCCUGCUCUAGUGAAGGCUGAGGUGCCAUGGUCCGCUCGACGUGUGAAUCUUUCUGAGAAGGAACGUGUCUUGAAGACAGUGAAAGGGAUACUGAACAAGCUCACUCCAGAGAAGUUUGAUCUUCUCAAGGGCCAAUUGAUUGACUCUGGGAUCACAACAGCUGAUAUCUUGAAGGGAGUCAUCUCGCUGAUAUUUGAUAAGGCAGUGCUAGAACCCACUUUUUGUCCCAUGUAUGCCCUCCUGUGCUCUGAUCUUAAUGAAAAGCUCCCCCCAUUCCCAUCUGAUGAACCUGGUGGAAAAGAAAUCACUUUUAAGCGAGUUCUCUUGAAUAUCUGCCAGGAGGCAUUUGAAGGUUCUGAUAAACUGAGAGCAGAAAUAAGGCAGAUGACUGCCCCUGAACAAGAGUUGGAGCGAAGAGACAAGGAAAGAAUGGUUAAGCUUCGAACUUUGGGAAACAUCCGUCUUAUUGGGGAGCUUCUGAAACAGAAAAUGGUACCUGAAAAGAUUGUCCACCACAUUGUUCAGGAGCUUUUAGGACAUGAUAAUAAAUCUUGUCCUGAUGAAGAGAAUGUUGAGGCCAUAUGCCAGUUCUUUAACACUAUAGGUAAGCAGCUUGAUGAAAGUACAAAAUCUAGGCGCAUAAAUGAUAUGUACUUUAGCCGAUUGAAGGAAUUAACGACAAACCCCCAAUUGGCUCCACGUCUGAGGUUCAUGGUUCGUGAUGUUCUUGAUCUGCGUGCAAACAGUUGGGUUCCCAGGCGGGAAGAGGUGAAAGCUAAAACCAUAACAGAAAUCCAUACAGAGGCAGAAAAAAAUCUUGGGUUGCGUCCAGGUGCCACUGCAAGCAUUAGAAAUAGUCGCAGCAUUGUUUCUGGUGCUCAAGGGACCAUGGGCCCUGGUGGCUUCCCAAUCACCCGGCCUGGCUCUGGGGGGAUGAUGCCUGGAAUGCCAGGAACCAGGAAGAUGCCUGGUAUGCCUGGAAUUGAUAAUGACAAUUGGGAGGUUCCAAGGACCCGAGCCAUGCCUAGAGGUGAUGGAUCAGGUGUUCAGACUCGUGUCCAGCAGACCCAUGUCCAGUCGCCAUUGAUGGGCAAGUCAAUGCCACUGAACUCAAGACUGUUACCUCAGGGCAGUGCUGGUUUUAUAAGUGGUAGGACAAGUGCUCUAUUGCAGGGUAGUGGUCCCCCUCCUGGCCGCACUGCCAACUUUGGCUUGGGUAUGGAACCUGCACUCCAAAGCCCUGUGCCUGCUAAAUCUGUUCCUGUUGCAUCUAUUGUUCCAGCAGCUGAGAAACCAGUGACUCCUGCUGCCAGAUUGAAUUCAGAUGACCUCCGGAGAAAAACAGUCUCACUUCUUGAGGAGUACUUUGGUGUCCGGAUUUUAGAUGAAGCACUACAGUGCGUGGAGGAACUAAAGUCCCCAGCUUACCAUCCCGAAGUUGUGAAGGAGGCUAUUUCCCUUGCACUAGAAAAGAGCCCACCUUGUGUUGACCCUGUUGCGAAACUCCUGGAGUUCUUGUUUUCCAAGAAGGUUCUUACCACUAUGGAUAUAGGGACUGGAUGUUUGAUGUACGGAUCAAUGCUGGAUGAUAUUGGCAUUGAUUUACCAAAAGCUCCGAAUAGCUUUGGUGAGGUUAUUGGGAACCUAGUUUUGGUUGGGGCAUUGGACUUCAAGGUAGUGACGGAAAUCAUGAAGAAAGUGGAGGAUGACAGGUUUCAGAAAAUGAUAUUUGAUGCUGUGAUGAGGAUUGUCAGUUCCAGUCCUUCUGGGCAAGGGGCGUUGGAUUCGCAGGCAGCCGACAUUGCAGCUUGCCAGAGCCUGCUCUAGUAAGCCUUACCCUUUGUUUGCAAGAGUAGAUCAAUUUCUGUAACCACUGAGAUUGGAUGUUCCAUGCCUAUGCCUAUGCCUAUGCCUAUGCCUAUUUUCUCUCUUUCCAAUUGCCCCUUCCGUUUGCCCCCUUUUUUAAGGCGAGCAACUUGUAUCACAAUAUGAUGAUAAGAUGGAGCUGUGAAGAACAGAUAAAUUUUUAUUGAGUUGUAUAUUUUGCCCGAGGUGAUAGUAGUGUGUUUAUUGAAGAAAAAAAAAUGAGAACAUAACACCAUGGUUUUUGCUCUCAAAGUGCAGCUAAUUAUGGUCGGUCGAGAAUUGGGGACCCAAUGGUUUUGUAUUGGAUUAGUUUUUUUAAUUUUCUUGACAGAGUUUAGUUUGUUUGUUUGUUUUUGGUUGGAACUGGUACCAUCAUAAAUGCCAUUGUUUCACCUUUGGAGAAUAA